This is a messenger RNA of Amaranthus tricolor (Joseph's coat), 2209 nucleotides long. RefSeq lists its product as uncharacterized. The record is from RefSeq and is a predicted model, not a curated record. Gene Ontology annotation, molecular function: ATP-dependent peptidase activity; metalloendopeptidase activity; ATP binding. Lineage: Eukaryota; Viridiplantae; Streptophyta; Magnoliopsida; Caryophyllales; Amaranthaceae. The coding region runs from base 112 to 1260 and encodes 382 amino acids. Gene Ontology annotation, biological process: proteolysis. The transcript has 8 exons.
AUUAAUAUCAUUCAGGGAAAAAAAAAUCUAGAAAAAAUGGUGUAUAAACCGAGCACCAGUUCUCCGAGUUCCCGGGAAUGAACAAGUCCCGUUUUCCUUCUGUGAAUUGUGAUGGCUUUCACCUUAAAUUCGACAAUUUUCCCUUUCUCUAAAUCGCUAAAACCCCAGCAUAUGAACAAUCAGUAUAAGUUUCUGAACUCCCAAUUCAACAAAUCAUCCAUAUUAAUGGUUAGAGCUUUAAAAGGGUGGAAAGAAUAUGAAGAAGCAGUGAAAGACAAAGACCUUGCUAGAGCACUAAAAUUCUUGAAAUCCAUUGAUUUGGAGACUCAAACCCAAUUCACAACUGGGUCUUCAUUGCAAUUUGAUCUUCCAUUAAUGGAGAGGAAUAGAGAUUGGGAAGUUUUGGAUACUUGUUUGAAUGCUAAUGAUAUGAGGCUUGUUAGCAGUGCUUAUGCCUUUCUCAAGGAUAGAGGAUUCUUGCCUAACUUUGGAAAAUGUAGAAACCUUGUUUUGGAAGGGCCACGAGAUGUCACACCAACUAUUCUGAAGUCUUCAACUGGCUUAGAAGUGUCCAAACUCUCUCCAAAAAAGUGGGGAAUCACCGGAGCUUCUAGUGUUGUUAUGUUUUCCUUUCUUGGUUGCAUGUCUUUUUUGCUCUCUCAAGGAAUAGAUUUGAGGCCCAAUUUAGCAGCUAUCUUAGGAUUGACUAUAGUAGACUCUGUUUUUCUUGGUGGUUCCUGUCUUGCUCAAAUAUCUAGUUAUUGGCCGCCAUAUAAGCGUCGCAUCCUUGUCCAUGAAGCAGGGCAUCUUUUGACCGCAUACCUUAUGGGCUGCCCCAUUCGCGGGGUCAUUUUAGACCCAAUUGUGGCCAUGCAGAUGGGCAUUCAGGGGCAGGCUGGGACCCAAUUCUGGGAUGAGAAUUUGGAAAAUGAGCUUGCUGGAGGUCGACUUAGCAGUACAGCUUUUGACAGGUACUGCAUGGUACUAUUUGCUGGUAUUGCAGCUGAAGCUCUCGUGUAUGGUGAAGCCGAGGGUGGAGAAAACGAUGAAAAUCUGUUUCGGAAUAUCUGCUUACUUUUGCAACCUCCAUUAAGCAUCUCACAGAUGUCGAAUCAAGCAAGAUGGGCUGUUUUGCAGUCAUAUAAUUUGCUAAAAUGGCAUAAACAAGCUCAUAAAGCAGCCGUUAAAGCUCUGGAGAACGGUAGUAGCCUUAGCAGUGUCAUAAGAGCCAUUGAGGAUGCCUUGUCUUCGAAACGAUGAUGAUCUUUGUUGGCUUUGUUUCCCGAUAGAAGGUAUGCUUCAAAAUGCAUGAAGAGGAGCACAUAUGGCACACAUAUCUGUCGAUUGUCCUUAUUCGACGUCUUUGGAGAUUCUACAAAGAUUUUUAACGUAUCCGGUAUCCCAUUAUCCUAUCUUAACCUAUAGAAUAAUUAGCUACUAUUCUCUGAUUCUCUCUGUCUUACAGGUUUUGCUACAUUUUUUUUUGUUCGUCCCAUUAAUUUUGUUACCUUUCCUUUUUUGUCAUGACUCACGCUUUCUUUGAUUCUCAUCCACAUAUUAAACGUAUCUUUCAUUUCAUCUAUGCAUUUCUCUCAUCUCCCUGUAAAAUAUUCUUUUCCUCCUUUACCUUGGAUUGGUCACAAAUUCUACUUGUAGCAAAAGUUAUAAGACUGGUAGAGUAGUAAUUAGUAUGUUACUGUAAGGUGAUUCGAUAUUUGAUUCUCUUGAUGGGUUAACCUUGUUCUUCUUGUGAAGCCUACAACAUUUUCCCCAACAACUGGAUCUCACAUAUUGCUCGAAUAAUGGCUUUAAGGAUCGAAGACAAGGUUUCCACACAUUCGUGUUAGUGUAUUACCAUUAAGUAUUUCCUUCGUCUCUUUAAAUUUGUUACACCAUAUACUAAAAAGUAAAAAUUGUCAUGAAUUUGUAUCAUGUAACAAAGUCAAAAGAACAUAGGAGUAGAAUAUAAGGUAUUAAAUAAAUGACCAAGUAGUUGUCAAUUGUAUAUAAAUGGAUCACCAUCUAUUUUAUACUAUGAACUACUCUUGUGAAAUACCUUCUUUCAGUGAGAUGAAUUCAAAAUAAGAAACUUAUAAGUUGAUAAUUUGUAUUAGUUGAGCUAUUCAACUCAUGUAUGAAAUGCAUCUUACGGUGAGAUUAUUUCUUACAAAAAUUUGUGUAAUUCUUUUACUUAUUUUCGAGUUUCUUA